AUGAAAAAGUAUAACUAUCCUAGUAUUAAAUCAUUUAUUUGCUUGUUUAUGGUUAUGGAUUUGCAGAUUUAAUAAGACUCAGAUUGCUUAUCAUACUACAAAAUAAAUGAGAGCAUUUUAUUGAGCUUAUUAAAAAUAAACAGUAAUGGGUUAUGGAGAUAUAGAAGCUCAUAAUUCUGA
Messenger RNA from Paramecium sonneborni, 180 nucleotides. The record is from the annotation of a GenBank genome assembly. NCBI's taxonomy places the organism in Eukaryota, Ciliophora, Oligohymenophorea, Peniculida, Parameciidae.